This is a messenger RNA of Amborella trichopoda, 2305 nucleotides long. The record is from RefSeq and is a predicted model, not a curated record. NCBI's taxonomy places the organism in Eukaryota, Viridiplantae, Streptophyta, Magnoliopsida, Amborellales, Amborellaceae.
UCUAACCAACAUUUAUGAUUGAUAUGAUUUACUGCUACACUUUCUUGUUGGUAAUGAUGGUUCUAUAUUCUUGGCAUUUUACUGUAAGUAUGAGCUAGACGAUGCACAUGAUAUGCCUUUAUACUGAAGAGCAAACAAUUUGAAAAUUCACUGGAAGAAGUGAGGAGAAAAACUGGUGCAAACUUGAAUGCAACAUCUGGAAAAACUAGCAAAAUUGUUUUUCUUUUUUUGGAAAAGGAAAAACAAAAUGGUUAACAAAGGGAUGAAUUUACAGCACUGAAAUCAUUUUAUUUCUUGCCUUUUUGUCUGUAUUUAUGGUUGAUCAUGUGAGUUAAUAUAUUGAGCAGAGCUGCAUGAGCGGGCUUUAUCCUAGGCUUGUCUCCAAUAGUUGAUGGUAUCGGUCUCCUAUCUAUUGAUGUGUAUCACAACACGUAUUUGAAGUGGCAUAAUCUGUACUAAGACGCUUUGAGGAAACUUUGCAUGGAAUAUUAUUGUGGGGAAAACUUGUUUAAUGAAAAGGUUCUGGUGUGGGAAAUCAAAGCAAUGAGUCUGAGUGCCUUGGUGGAUGUUGUGAAUGAUGUUGCUAGAUAUUUCAGGCACUGAUUUCAAUUUACAACCCAAUCUUUUGCCUUUCGUUUUUGGGGGAGAGUUUGCUGGGAUGCAAUUAAUCUACCGUUUUCUCACACAUUCGUUUCAUGUGUUGUUAUUUGUGAUAAAAAGGUUUAAUGUGCUGCUACAUGACUUUCCAUGGAGCAAUAGAGCUUGGAGACUAGGAUGCCAAUAUAUAUCUAGUGAGUAGAGGUUUCAUGGAAAAUGCAAACCUAAGAAUAGGGAGGUUUUGGGUAUGAAGAAAUUGAGAAACUUAGGCUUUGGAUUGAUAUUUUGAUUGCUUUUUUUUUGGGUGUGUGUGUAAAUCCAUUGGGUUAUUCACAUCAAACAUAUUAUACUUUUGGGCCCUAUAAUUUUUUUUAAAUUAAUGAAAUUCUGUUAAGGUGCAUAAGAUGUAUAGGGGUAAACUAAUUCUUGAGAGAGGAAAGGUCUGUGAGAAGCAUGAGCAGCCAUGAGAGAGGAUUCUGCUGAUCCCUGCAUGACGUUGAGUGAAAGAUCCAACCAUGGUGAUGAUUCUUCCGAUAAGAAACCUCCAGAGCCUUUUGGCUCUACUUCGGCAGGUGUAGAUGAGGAUCUAUGUUCUUUUGUUAAUCUUGCUGGUGAUCUAUUCAAGCAAAAAACUGGUGUUGAACUCAAAUCUGGUAUUGAAGGACAAAGAUUCGACCUCUCUGGUAAUGGAGUUUCUAAUGAAGCUACUGAUCUAAGGCCUAGCUGUUGGAAGAAAGGAACAUCGGCAACUGGUCUACUGUUUGGGAGUCCUGGUGUUCAAAAGGGUGUCGCAUACUUCAAACAUCAAACAACCCCCCAACCAAAACUUGUUGAAGGUCAAUUCAUCAUCAACAUUGAUUCAAACCUAUAUAAAGAGUGUGCAUCAAGAUGUUUUUUUAUUGUUCUGUUUCAAGGAGUUGGAUGAAAUGAUAAGAGCCAUAAGCAGUCCAUUGUUUAUCAACAAGAGUUGCCUGGUGUUGCAAAAAUGGGAGCCUGAUGUUACACCCUCGAAGUAAUUGAAAGAGGUGUUGCCCGUGCGGAUUAAGUUGCCUGGUUUGUCAACUCAUUUGUUGGGAGUCGAAAAUACUGGGUUGCAUCUGCCAUUGGACGACCUCUCUUUAUGGACCGGCCUACGAGCUUGUGGUCUAGACUGCAGGCAAGAGCCUGUGUAGCAUUGAACAUGGCAGAUGAUAACCCUGAAGAAAUUUGGAUUCAAUAUAAUAGGAAAAGAGGUGAAACAACGUGUUAUUUAUGAGUUCAUCCUAGUACAAUGCUCUGAAUGUAAGGCCAUGGGACACAAGUCACAGUUCUGUAAGAAAACAAAUUGACUGUUAAGAGCUGUCAUAUGGAGAAGCCAGUACUCACAAAGGUGGUGUUUGAUAACUUUCACUGCAGUUUCCCCGGGAAUCACCCCUGCUGCUGACUUUCCUAGAUUUGGGGAUGCAAGUGAAAAUUGGUUGGGUGAAUGCUGGAAACUCUAUUUGAUUAACUGUGGUGCUGGUAAUUUCACCUUUUUGGCAAUGGGAAAGCUGGAAGCUGCUUGUAAUACCAUUCAUUGGUGUAUUUCAUUGAUAUGAUGUGCAAAAUGCAGUUUUUUAACAACAUUUUAUAAUUAAAUAAGGUUCCUUCCAUUCAUUCAAUAUAAUACCAAACAUGUAAAUAAAUUCAAAGAAUUCCAAUCUUUAAAUAUUGACCAAAUUAAUUUUCU